Cooperia oncophora is the source of this 651-nucleotide messenger RNA. Lineage: Eukaryota; Metazoa; Nematoda; Chromadorea; Rhabditida; Trichostrongylidae. The record is from the annotation of a GenBank genome assembly.
UCUAAGGCGGAUCUCACCAAUCCUACUUACAUCGAAGCUUACACUCGUGAUCAACCAUGGUACACUGUUGGCGGAUUCCUCACCAAUUACUACAUCCCACUGCUGAAAAUGAAAGUUGUCAAGGCUGCAGUGAUUUUCAUCACUAUUUGUGGGGUCAUGUUUGGUUUGUAUGGAAUGUACACCACGACACUUGGAUUAGAAUUGGCCGACGUACUGCCAGAGGACACUGCACCAGCCGCUUUCAUGAGUACGCUGGCACCAGCGCAGUUGAACGGAACAGCUCCUCCACCUGUCUGUGCUUAUCACAUCUCUGGCGCCAGUGGCCAAGAAAUUCAUAACGUUCGUGUCGGCGAACAAGUCAAGCAUGAAUGGAUAUGCACGUCAUCUGUGCCAAAACCUGACAAAGGGAAUUCUCCUAACGAAGGGAAUUCUGCUGUUGAAAAGGGAAAUUCUUCGAAAACUACAGAAGUUUCUGUAAACCUAGAUGAACCUAGACUCACUAGUCUAGGCGGCCCAUACGGCCCAUAUUCAUGUUACUCCUUCUGUACCUCCUUACACCUUUUUUCAGAGCUAUAUGCAAUGUUAGUUCACUCGUGCUACAUCGAAGAUGGCGCUGGUCAACGUUAUCAGGUUAUCGAUGAGCACGGGUAA